ACAAAAGACCUCAAAAGACCGAAGGACUUCGUUAUAAUAACUUUGUUUUUAUUAAAUAAUUACUCUCAAUAAUUCUGAUUAAUAUUUAGAGAAAGUGUAGUGAGAAUAAUAAAUAACCGACAUUUUUGUGUAAUGCGUACAAUUUAAAAGUUGGAGAAUGGCGUCAGGAUCAAAAAAUGAUAUUGUAAACCGUUUAUUAAAUGUAAGACUCGAAGGAGGCGGUGAUGAACAGCCUCCGCAGAAUAUGCUGCCGUCGAAUCAACUGGCGCGGCGUUUAGAAAAUGUUGCGGAUGAAGACAAUGGCCGAAUUCCCGAGGCUGUACCGUCAUCAUCCUCGGCGAUAGAAAAUUUGCAACCGAGCAAUAACACUGGCCGAUUGCAUAACUGGCAGGCGACAAAAACUACUGUAAAAGAAAGGUUGUCGUUCCUUUUUAAUAAUGAAAUUCUUUCGGACGUUCACUUCAUUGUUGGCAGAGACGCGAACCAGCAAGUGAUUCCCGCGCACAAGUUUGUUCUCUCAGUCGGUAGCGCGGUUUUUGAUGCUAUGUUUAACGGUGUGUUGGCUACGAAGUCAGAAGAAGUUGAAUUGCCUGAUGUAGAACCUGCAGCUUUCUUGCAUUUACUGAAGUUUUUAUAUUCAGAUGAGGUACGAAUUGGUCCUGAGAGUGUGAUGACAACAUUGUAUACAGCUAAGAAAUAUGCUGUGGCUGCGUUAGAGGAGCAUUGUGUUGACUUUUUAAAGAGCAACUUAGGUACAGAUAACGCUUUCUUGUUGCUAACACAGGCAAGGUUGUUUGAUGAGCCUCAGCUUGCUGCAUUGUGUUUGGAGAUGAUAGACAAAAACACAGUGGAUGCUUUAAAUGCUGAAGGAUUCACGGACAUUGAUCAAGAUACUUUGAAUGCUGUGUUAGAAAGAGACACCCUUCGUAUAAGAGAGGCUAAAAUAUUCUCAGCAGUCCUCCGUUGGUCUGAAGCUGAGUGCAUACGUCGGCAGCUGCCGGUGACUCCUGGACACCAGCGUGCAGUCCUGGGCCGGGCGUUCAAUGCUAUCCGGUUUCCGUUGAUGUCUGUGGAAGAGUUCGCUAUGGGCCCUGCACAAAGUGGCCUACUCGAUGACAGAGAGAUAGUUCAACUCUUCCUAUACUUUACUGUGAACCCUAAACCUAAUGUAGGGUUCCUAGAUACACCUAGAUGUUGUAUGACAGGCAAGGAGUUAACUGUGAACAGGUUCCCACAAACGGAAUCAAGAUGGGGUUACAGUGGAACUUCUGAUAGGAUCAGAUUUACUGUGAAUCAACGGAUUUUUGUAGUCGGCUUUGGACUUUACGGAUCUUAUUUCGGACCUACGGAAUAUGAAGUGCAUUUGCAAAUAAUUCAUUUAGCGACGAAGAAGGUGUGCGGGUCAAAUACGACGACGUUUUGCUGCGAUGGCACCGAUGACACAUUCCGUGCCAUGUUCAAGGAGCCCGUCGAGAUCUUACCCAACACCUCGUACAUUGCAAGUGCCAAACUUAAGGGAACAGACUCGUACUACGGCACGAAGGGUCUCCGGCGCGUCACUGUUGACGGCAAUAAUGGCGAGAAGGUCGUUUUCCAAUUUUCAUAUGCCGCUGGCAACAACAAUGGCACUUCGGUCGAGGACGGACAGAUACCGGCCAUCAUCUUCCACAUUUAAGAUACACUUAUUACUCCCCAACUCUCAAGAUAAUAUUAUCAAAUACCUGCUGUGUGUAUGGUGAACGAAUGAAUGAAUGGUUUUUAGUAAUGUGUAAUAUAGAUCUUGUGUAGACACUAGGUGACCCUAGAUUUCGUCAAGAGAAGCAGAAACAGUAGUCAUUUAAUGUCUUGUAUGUAUGGUGAACGAAUUGAAUGAUUUGAAAUAUAGAUCAUUCGUCAGCGGUCUUCAGAAAUACAAUAGGAAACGAUGUACUUGUGAAAUUCUUUUGUGUAUGAUGAACGAAUGAAUGAAUGGUGUUGAAAGUGUUAGUUGU
Molecule: messenger RNA, 1991 nt
Organism: Papilio machaon (common yellow swallowtail)
Lineage: Eukaryota; Metazoa; Arthropoda; Insecta; Lepidoptera; Papilionidae
Product: BTB/POZ domain-containing protein 2-like
Exons: 4
Coding region: 158-1675 (505 amino acids)
Biological process (GO): neurogenesis
Cellular component (GO): P-body; cytosol
Molecular function (GO): protein binding
Source: RefSeq, a predicted model, not a curated record